Molecule: messenger RNA, 7279 nt
Organism: Fopius arisanus
Lineage: Eukaryota; Metazoa; Arthropoda; Insecta; Hymenoptera; Braconidae
Gene: rudimentary
Product: carbamoyl-phosphate synthetase 2, aspartate transcarbamylase, and dihydroorotase rudimentary
Exons: 8
Coding region: 42-6773 (2243 amino acids)
Biological process (GO): L-citrulline biosynthetic process; UTP biosynthetic process; 'de novo' pyrimidine nucleobase biosynthetic process
Cellular component (GO): cytosol; cytoplasm
Molecular function (GO): metal ion binding; amino acid binding; aspartate carbamoyltransferase activity
Source: RefSeq, a predicted model, not a curated record
GGCAAAAUUCCGGCGAUAAACACGUGCAUGUGGAAAUAGCCAUGUGUACUGAAGAAAAGAGCAAUUGUUAUUUACUUCUCAAUGAUGGUAGUAUUUUACCCGGACGGAGUUUUGGGGCGAUUGCUCCAGUUGAUGGAGAAGUGGUUUUCCAAACGGGCAUGGUUGGAUAUCCCGAGUCCUUGACUGAUCCAUCGUACCGCGGGCAAAUCCUGGUGCUGACAUACCCCCUGAUCGGCAACUAUGGAGUGCCAGGUGACGAAAAGGACGAGCACGGUCUGCCAUACUGGUUCGAAUCCCGAAGAAUAUGGACAGCAGGACUGAUCGUGGGAGAGAUCUGUGACACCCCAAGCCACUGGAGGCAGACGAAGACCCUCUCCACCUGGAUGAAAGAGCAAAAAAUCCCAGGAAUUCACGAGGUGGACACUCGUGCUCUAACCAAGAUAAUCAGAGAGAAAGGCAGUGUCCUGGGCAGAAUAAUCUACCAACAGCCUUCAGGUGAUGAAAUCUCGCUUCUGAUAGUCGAUCCCAAUACCCGAAAUCUAGUUGCCGAAGUCUCUUCCACCUCUCGCAGGACCUACAACCCAUCCAGCAAACCAAAAAUCUGUCCAAAUAUCUGCGUCGUAGAUUGCGGACUUAAGAACAAUCAGGUACGUUGUCUACUGUCUCGAGGUGCCAGUGUGACAAUCGUCCCCUGGGACGAUGACCUGUCUUUCCCUUUCGACGGCCUCUUCCUCAGUAAUGGCCCAGGCAACCCCAGCAUGUGCCUGAAAACCAUUGACAACCUGAAAAAAAUCCUGUCGACGCGUCCUACCACUCCAAUUUUUGGUAUCUGCCUGGGGCACCAGCUCUUAUCACUAGCCGCUGGCUGCAGAAGCUACAAAAUGGCUUAUGGGAAUAGAGGGCACAAUCAGCCCGUCAUCCACAGGGACACAAAACGUUGUUUCAUGACUUCUCAAAAUCACGGAUUUGCCAUUGAUGUAGAUCAACUACCCACCGGGUGGGAGGUCCUCUUCACCAAUGCCAAUGACGGCUCCAAUGAGGGAAUCGUCCACCAGGUCAACCCUCACUUCUCCGUGCAGUUCCAUCCAGAGCACACUGCGGGCCCUCAGGACCUUGAAUGCCUCUUCGAUGUAUUUCUAGAGAGCUGCAAGCAGACAGCAGCCGGGAAAACUCAAAACCUCAAGGAAAUCCUCACUCGGAGGCUGCAGUACACUCCACUACCUGGGGAUGGCAUCACCAGACCGAGGAAAGUUCUGAUCCUGGGGUCUGGGGGUCUCUCUAUCGGUCAGGCAGGGGAAUUUGAUUAUUCCGGGUCACAGGCAAUUAAAGCUCUCAAGGAGGAACACAUCCAAACUGUUCUCAUUAAUCCCAAUAUUGCAACAGUCCAAACGUCCAAGGGAAUGUCAGACAAAAUUUACUUUCUGCCGAUUAUACCGCAGUAUGUGGAGCAGGUGAUUAUGUCCGAGCGACCUGAUGGGGUUCUUCUGACAUUUGGCGGACAGACUGCACUGAAUUGUGGAGUCGAGCUCGAGAGGUCAGGGGUCUUCUCCAAGUACGGAAUCAAGAUCCUGGGGACUCCAAUCAAAUCGAUUAUUGAUACUGAGGACAGGAAAAUAUUCUCAGAUCACAUCAGUGAGAUCGGGGAGAAGGUCGCCCCCAGCGCUGCUGUAUACUCCAUUCAAGAUGCCCUAGAGGCUGCGGAGAAGCUUGGCUACCCGGUGAUGGCAAGGGCGGCGUUCUCACUGGGGGGUUUGGGCUCCGGCUUUGCGAACACGAAGGAGGAGCUCAAAGCACUGGCCCAGCAGGCGCUCGCUCACUCCAGCCAACUGAUCAUCGACAAAUCCCUCAAGGGAUGGAAGGAAGUUGAGUACGAAGUUGUGAGGGACGCGUAUGACAACUGCAUCACAGUCUGCAACAUGGAGAACGUCGAUCCACUUGGAAUUCACACUGGGGAAUCCAUCGUCGUGGCCCCUAGUCAGACCCUCUCCAACAGGGAGUACAAUGUCCUGAGGACAGUGGCACUCAAGGUUAUCAGGCACUUUGGUAUUGUGGGGGAGUGCAACAUACAGUACGCAUUGAAUCCCUUCUCCGAGGAGUAUUAUAUCAUCGAAGUCAAUGCAAGAUUGUCGAGGAGUUCUGCUCUGGCAAGCAAAGCCACUGGUUAUCCCUUGGCUUAUGUGGCUGCUAAAUUGGCACUGGGAGUUCCACUGCCAGAGAUCAAUAAUUCCGUUACUGGAAAGACGACAGCCUGCUUCGAGCCCAGUCUCGAUUACUGCGUCGUCAAGAUUCCCAGGUGGGAUCUGAGUAAAUUUCAAAGGGUCAGCACCAAAAUUGGCUCAUCUAUGAAGAGCGUCGGGGAAGUAAUGGCGAUUGGGAGAAAAUUCGAGGAGGCCUUUCAAAAGGCACUCAGGAUGGUCGACGAGAAUGUUCACGGCUUUGACCCAAAUCUCAAGCCCCUGAACGAUGAAGAACUGGAAAAACCAACUGACAAACGCAUGUUCGUCCUGGCGGCAUCGAUGAAGGCUGGAUAUUCCGUCGAUCGCCUCUAUGAGCUCACAAAGAUCGAUCGCUGGUUUCUGCACAAGAUGCAGAAUAUAAUCGAUUAUUACAAGCUGUUUGAGAUUGUCGGUCCUGAAAAACUGUCUCAUGCCAUUCUCCUGGGGGCCAAGAAAAUGGGAUUCUCUGAUAAACAGAUUGCAACUGCUGUCAAAAGCACUGAAUUGGCGGUUCGUAAGCAGAGAAAGGAGUUUAAUAUCUGGCCAUUUGUCAAACAGAUCGAUACGGUUGCUGCUGAGUGGCCAGCGACAACAAAUUAUUUGUACUUGACAUACAACGGAUCGACACACGAUAUCGAUUUCCCCGGAGGGUACACUAUGGUCAUUGGAUCUGGGGUCUACAGAAUAGGAAGUUCCGUUGAAUUCGACUGGUGUGCUGUCAGCUGUCUGAGGGAACUUCAAAAUCUCGGCAAGAAAACGAUUAUGAUAAAUUACAAUCCAGAGACAGUAAGCACGGAUUACGAUAUGUCAGACCGUUUGUACUUCGAGGAGAUCUCGUUCGAAGUUGUGAUGGACAUCUACGACCACGAGAACCCAGAAGGUGUGAUUCUGUCAAUGGGGGGACAAUUACCAAACAACAUAGCGAUGGAUCUCCACAGACAGCAGGCAAGAAUCCUGGGGACAUCGCCAGAGUCGGUGGACGGUGCUGAGAAUCGUUUCAAGUUCUCCAGAAUGCUGGACAGGAUUGGGAUAUCGCAGCCGCGAUGGAAGGAACUGACGAAUCUCAAGUCAGCCAUUGAAUUUUGUGACGAGGUGGGAUUUCCCUGUCUGGUUCGUCCCUCUUACGUUCUCUCUGGUGCAGCGAUGAAUGUCGCCCACUCCCACCAGGACCUCGAGUCCUACCUUAAGAACGCCAGUGAUGUAUCUAAAGAACACCCAGUGGUAAUCUCGAAGUUUAUCCUGGAGGCCAAGGAGAUUGAUGUCGACGCAGUGGCGUACGACGGUGUUAUCCUCUGCAUGGCCGUCUCCGAACACGUGGAGAACGCUGGGGUUCACUCGGGGGACGCCACCCUGGUGACACCCCCUCAGGACAUCAAUCCCGAGACCCUUGCCAAGAUCAAGGUCAUCUCUAGGGCCAUUGCAGCUUCCCUCGAGGUCACUGGACCCUUCAACAUGCAGCUUAUCGCCAAGGACAAUGAGCUCAAGGUCAUUGAGUGCAAUGUCAGGGUUUCAAGGUCUUUUCCAUUCGUCUCCAAGACUCUGGAUCACGACUUUGUCGCCAUGGCCACCAGGAUUAUGGUCGGAGAGACUGUUGACCCUGUGGAUGUCCUGGUAGGCUGUGGCAAGGUUGGCGUCAAGGUUCCACAAUUCUCCUUCUCCAGGCUCGCAGGGGCUGAUGUCACUCUCGGUGUUGAGAUGGCAUCUACUGGCGAAGUCGCCUGUUUUGGCGAUAAUAGGUACGAGGCAUACCUCAAGGGAAUGAUGAGCACUGGGUUCUACAUACCACAGAAGGGCAUUCUUUUGUCUAUCGGGAGUUUCAAACACAAAGUGGAAUUAUUGGAGUCCAUGAGGAGCUUGAAGAAGAUGGGGUAUAAGCUGUACGCCAGCAUGGGAACUGCUGAUUUUUACACUGAACACGGGGUUGAGGUGGAGCCAGUGCAAUGGACCUUCGAGAACAUCGACGUCAACGAGGAUUCGAGUCCAAGUGAGCUUCGACAUUUAGCUGAUUUUCUCUCCAAGAAGCACUUCGACCUCGUGAUCAAUCUUCCAAUGCGCAACGGUGGAGCUCGACGAGUCUCUAAUUUCAUGACCCAUGGCUACCGAACCCGAAGACUUGCUGUCGAUUACUGUGUACCACUGGUUACUGACGUCAAAUGCGCCAAACUAUUGGUUGACGCAAUCAGCAAAUUGGGAGGACGAGCUCCAAGGAUGAAGACUCACACUGACUGCAUGUCAUCUCGAAGAAUCCUCAGACUUCCUGGUUUUAUCGACGUGCACGUUCACACUCGUGAUCCAGGGGCAACUCAUAAAGAGGAUUUUGCGUCUUGCACAGCAGCUGCUCUAGCUGGCGGUGUCACCAUGAUUUUCGCAAUGCCUAACACGGAUCCUCCUGUCGUCGACCAUCAAUCCUUCACCGUGGCUAAGGAAUGUGCAACUGCUGGAGCUCGAUGUGACUACGCUCUCUUCGUGGGUGCAUCCUCGAUUAAUUAUAAUACUCUUCCGGAGAUUGCACCGAUGGCAGCUGCCCUGAAGAUGUAUCUGAAUGAGACGUUCACCACGUUAAGGCUCAAGAAUAUCAACGAGUGGGUGAAGCACUUUGAAAAUUGGCCGAAAAAAUAUCCACUGUGCGUUCACGCCGAAGGCCAUGUUACCGCUACCGUAGUGGUCCUGGCUAGUCGAUACAAUCGCCCUGUUCACAUCUGUCACGUAGCCCGAAAAGAGGAGAUUGAGAUAAUUCGAGCAGCCAAGGAAAGUGGUCUUAAUGUCACCUGCGAGGUAAGCCCACAUCAUCUAUUUUUAACUCAAGACGAUUCCGUGAGGAUUGGAGCCGCCAGGAGUGAAGUCAGACCCAUCCUCGGGACACCAGAGGAUCAGCAAGCGCUCUGGGAUAAUAUGGACAUCAUCGAUUGCUUCGCUACAGAUCACGCUCCACAUACCGUCGAAGAAAAAGAUGGCGAGAAAUCACCUCCUGGUUACCCAGGUCUCGAGACAAUUCUUCCACUUCUCCUGAAUGCUGUGCACGAAGGCAGACUCACCAUCGAGGACAUAAUUGAAAAAUUCUACACAAAUCCCAAGCGCAUCUUCAACAUCCCCCCUCAGCCGAAUACCUACGUCGAGGUGGACCUUGACGAGGAGUGGACGAUACCCGAAGCCCUUCCCUUCACAAAAUCCAAAUGGACACCGUUCGCAGGACAAAAAAUCCGAGGGUCAAUCCACAGAGUUGUGCUUCGAGGUGAAGUGGCCUACGUAGAAGGCCAGGUGUUGGUGUCGCCAGGUUUCGGUCAGGACAUUCGCGAGCUUCAACGAAAUCAGAAACUCACUCCGAUCAUCCACUCAAUCACCGAUGUAACUAGCCGACCAAACUCUGCCCUCGACAAGCUCCUCUCCCCGAACUACGAAAAGGCGAUUACCCAUCCUCACGUUGUUCCAAAUACUGACGAACCCACCGAUUUCUACUCCCACCUUUUGCAGCCAACCCCUCCAAAAAAUAUUGUGCACUUCUUUGCGGAUAUCGAGUCUCGAGACCUCUCAAAAGUUCCCCAGAGGCCAGUGUCACCCCUCCUGGGCCGCCUCAAGACCGAUUCGAAUUAUCAGUCCUCGCCAAUCACGAGACAUCAUUCCCUCUCCAACCACGGCCUCGCCGGCCAGCACAUUCUCACAGCGGACAUGUUCACGAAGGAGCAGCUGAACGACAUCUUCAACACCGCCCAGAGCCUCCGGGUGGAUGUCCUCAAGGAACGCCCCCUGGACAACAUUCUACGGGGAAAGCUAAUGGCGUCUGUCUUCUACGAGGUCAGUACAAGGACAUCCUGCAGUUUCGCAGCUGCCAUGCAGAGGCUAGGGGGCAAAGUUGUACACAUGGAUGGAUCGACGUCGUCAGUGAAAAAAGGAGAGAGCCUGGAGGACACUGUGGCAGUGAUGGCAGGCUAUGCAGAUGCUGUUGUCCUGAGACAUCCAGAGCCUGGGGCAGUUGCCAGAGCUGCUCAGCAUUGUAGAAAACCCAUGAUAAAUGCUGGGGAUGGAGUGGGAGAGCAUCCCACCCAGGCCCUUCUCGAUAUUUUCACUAUUCGUGAGGAGAUUGGCACUGUUAAUGGUCUCACCAUCACAAUGGUUGGGGACCUCAAGCACGGCAGGACUGUCCACUCCCUCGCUAGACUCCUCACCCUCUACAACGUCAACCUGAGAUAUGUCAGUCCUCCCAGUCUGGGCAUGCCAGAUCAUGUUGUGGGAUACGUGGCCCAGAGAGGAGUCCCUCAGGAGAAAUUCUCAAGUCUCGAGGAAGUCCUCCCUGAUACUGAUGUCUUGUACAUGACAAGAAUCCAGAGGGAGAGGUUCCAGAGCCAGGAGGAGUACGACAGGGUCUGUGGACACUUUGUCGUCACACCACAGUUGAUGACGAGGGCCAAACGCAGGAUGGUCGUCAUGCAUCCGCUUCCCAGGAACUUUGAGAUCAGUCCUGACUUCGAUAAUGAUCCCAGGGCUGCCUAUUUCAGGCAGGCGGAAUGCGGGGUUUAUGUCAGGAUGGCUCUGCUGGCUAUGAUUUUGGGGAGGUGUUGAUCAGGGGAAUUGCUCAGAGCAUUCAGGAAUAUCGCUAUGCGUGUUAAAAAAUUCAGGGGAAUCUGGUGAGAAGAGAUAAGUCCCAUUUAGGAGUGAAACGGUAUGAUAAGGAGCUGACACAUAUUUUUAUUAUUGAUAUAGCUUGAAAAUCAUCUAUUUAAGGUAGAAACACUGAAUGACUUUUUUGGAGCUAAAAUAAGAUAUAAAUCGGUAAUUACAAAAAAUCAUUAAUUGUAAUUAUCUCACUUUGUGAAUUAUCUUCAUUAUUGAAUUAAUUUAAGAUUUGGUUGAAGGGUUUGAAAUAAUGCAGACGACAUAUUUUUACAGCAUACUGGUAUUAUGCAUUUAUUAUUGUUUUUAUCGGUGAUUUUCAUCAAUAGUUGUGUAACAGAUAAGUCUACUGGAUGGAUUGACAUAUUUUUAUAUGAAGUUUUUCUAUAAAAAUGUAUCCGUGAUAAAAGUGAUACAUAUGUUAUGUAUAAUAAAUAGAGGAUUGCAACGGCGAA